Girardinichthys multiradiatus is the source of this 2607-nucleotide messenger RNA. RefSeq names its product cytochrome P450 7B1 (gene cyp7b1). The transcript is spliced from 6 exons. Gene Ontology annotation, biological process: cholesterol homeostasis; bile acid biosynthetic process. The record is from RefSeq and is a predicted model, not a curated record. Gene Ontology annotation, molecular function: heme binding; iron ion binding; oxidoreductase activity, acting on paired donors, with incorporation or reduction of molecular oxygen. NCBI's taxonomy places the organism in Eukaryota, Metazoa, Chordata, Actinopteri, Cyprinodontiformes, Goodeidae. The coding region runs from base 242 to 1732 and encodes 496 amino acids.
CUAACAGUCACCAUGGUCACCUGAGGGGUCCUUCCCGGAAUGAGGCGCCUUUAUUCUGAAGGUGCUGAAGCACCUCUUAUUAUGAAGGUCCUCACCGGAAGUACCGUGUCAUACAGCGUCUCUCUGGGCCAGACAGUGUGGGUUCAGUCCUGAGGCGGCUCUUAUUGUGAAAGUCUCGGUGUACAGCAGCAGAACCUCCCACCCUCCCAGUCAGUUCAGACGCCCGGACUGAAGCGGUACCAUGUCCUCGCUGCUGCUCCUCCUGCUGGUCCUCCUGCUCGGCCUGCUGGUUUGGAUCCUCGGCGGCAGAACCAGAAAACAGGAUGAACCUCCUCUGAUUAAAGGCUGGAUUCCCUUCAUUGGGAAGGCCCUGGAGUUUGGAAAAGAUGCUCAUAAGUUUCUUGAAGAACAUAAGAGGAAGUAUGGAGACGUGUUUACAGUCCAGAUUGCAGGUAAAUACAUGACCUUCAUCAUGGAUCCCUUACUGUAUCCCAGCAUCAUCAAGCAGGGCCGGCAGCUGGACUUCCACGAGUUUACCAGUAAGGUGGCUCCUCUGACAUUCGGAUACCCGCCCGUCCUCAGCUCCAAGUUCCCCGGCCUCUGGGAACAGAUCAAGCGGUCCUUCCAGCUCCUGCAGGGGGAUCACCUUGUUCCACUGACAGAUAGCAUGAUGGGUAACCUGAUGCUGGUGUUCCGUCAAGACCACCUGGAUCGGGAUGGUGACUGGAGGAGAGGCAGCCUGUAUGAGUUCUGCUCCUCAGUUAUGUUCGAGGCCACCUUUCUGACCAUCUACGGGAAAACAGCGACUGGCAGCCGGCACAGGGGGAUGGACAAUAUGAGGAAGAACUUCAACGAGUUCGACAACAUGUUCCCCUUCCUCAUUGCUCAGAUUCCCAUCUGGCUGCUUGGAGGUACCAAAGCCAUCCGCCAGAAGCUGAUCUCGUACUUUCUGCCACAGCAGAUGUCCCGUUGGUCCAACACCUCCCAGUUUAUCCAGAGACGAUCAGAGCUAUUUGACCAGCACGACAAGCUGAAGGACUUCGAUAAAGCUGCUCAUCACUUUGCCAUCCUGUGGGCGUCUGUGGGCAACACGGUACCUGCUACUUUCUGGGCCACGUACUUUCUGGUGAGCCAGCCUGAGGCACUGAAGAUGGUCCGUCAGGAGAUCGUUGACGUCUUGAGGGACAGUGGUAUCAAGUUCAGCACCGACAAGUAUGUGAUGCUCAGCAAGGAGCAGCUGGACAAGCUCAUCUUUCUGGAGAGCUCCAUCAACGAAAGCCUCCGCCUGUCCUCGGCCUCCAUGAACAUCCGGGUUUCUCAGGAGGACUUCAGUCUGCGGCUGGACAACGACCGCUCAGUGGGCGUCAGGAAAGGAGACAUCAUUGCCCUGUACCCUCAGAGUCUGCACCUGGACCCUGAGAUCUACGAGGACCCACAGACGUUCCGGUUCGACCGCUUUGUGCAGGACAACAGAGAGAAGACUGACUUCUCCAAAAACGGACAGAAGCUCCGGUACUACCUGAUGCCGUUCGGCUCCGGCUCGUCUAUGUGUCCCGGACGAUACUUCGCCAUCAACGAGAUCAAACAGUUCGUCUGUCUGCUGCUUCUUUACUUUGACCUGCAGCUGGAUGAUGCGCAGAACCGACCCAAUCUGGACUCAAGACGAGCCGGACUGGGAAUAUUGAUGCCCUCCUCGGAUGUCCGUUUCUGCUACAGACUGCGGGCCGUCUGACCCAAGGUGCUGAAAUGUGUCCUGAUGUUUCAUUCCCUCUGGAGGUCUUCUGGACUGAUGUUUGUGUUCUGGUCGGUUCUGUGGCUCAUUCAGAGCUUACUGGCCAGACUAGUUCAGUAUAGACUUGAAAGAUGAGUUCAAUAUGUUGGUUCUUUGUGAGGAGAACCAGGACCCGAACUCUUUAGGGCAAAACAUAGUCUUUAGGGCCUACAUAGUCACGCAUGUCCAUGCAAAGCUCAAUUUCUACAAGCGCGUAUUCAGUACCACAGAAAACUGCUCGGCAAGAAAAAGUUUCCACAUCAAACAGUUUUUUUUAAAUGUGAGACGCUGCUCCGAGCAGCCGGUUGCGACUAUGCGCAGCAUUAGGGCCACUCUCUGCCUCGCACUGACAAAUCUAUUCCUCUUCUUCGUCCCUAGUCUGGUUUAAUGACCUUUAACACCAUCUUCUUUUAUUUUUGUUUUUCCAAAGCUACGCGGCGAAUUAGUUCUGCCUCCCCGUUCGAUGACGCCAUGGCAGAAAGUGUGGGAAAUGUAGGAAUUUGUUCCCACAAAUAUAGGAAAUUGCUACGCUUGACCGUGGAGCUGCGGACAGUACGCCCGACUAUGUUCUGCCCUUAUCUUUGUUCUUUAACCCAUUUCAGAGUUGUUGAUUGACGUCCCACUGAUGGUGAUUUUAACAUCCUGAUCAGUCAAAUCUGGUCCAGUUCCUGCCGAUCGGGUCAUUGACGCAUCCUGCUGAUCAGGAAACUGUUUUAGUCAGAACAGAACCUUUCCAGAGGAAGGUGUUCCACAAGGAUGAUGUCCUACAACUAAAUCCUGUAAACACUGUCUGAAUAUUUCUGAAUCUAACAUUUUAAUAAACUGACUUCAAAAUA